AGAGGACUUUCAUUGUAUUGGACAAGGAUUUCAUAAAGGGAGACUUGGCUAAUGGCGAACCGCACCGAUGACGGGUGAUGUGAAUAUUUACAUGAAUGAUGUGGAUGAUCGUAAGGUUGCAGAGGUUGAAAUAAUGAUAGCUGAGGCCAGAAGCCGUGGUAAAGGACUAGGAAAGGAAUCUGUAUUGAUGAUGAUGGCUUAUGGUGUCAAGAACUUGGAGAUUCACAAGUUUACAGCCAAGAUUGGGGACUCAAACACAGCUUCCCUCAGCUUAUUCCGCAAGCUGGGCUUCGAGGAGUCUUCUUACAGCAGUAUCUUCAAAGAGGUGACGCUCGAGUAUACGGUGACAGAUCUCCGUCGAGCCGAGCUUUUGAAGUUAUUGGAUGAAGUCAUCACACACACUAGUUCAUCAGAAACCCCAUCAGACUCUCUGCUAACAUGAGAAGCUUAUUCAUCAAAAACAAUUUAAAUGAAUAACAUCUUCCUAUAUGUCAUAAAUUAUAUAGUAUGGAUUUUAUGCAGCACUA
Camelina sativa (false flax) is the source of this 527-nucleotide messenger RNA. NCBI's taxonomy places the organism in Eukaryota, Viridiplantae, Streptophyta, Magnoliopsida, Brassicales, Brassicaceae. The record is from RefSeq and is a predicted model, not a curated record.